AUGGCUAAGAUCACAACGUUGCUGUCUGCCGUUUUCCUGGCUAUUGGAGGCUUCCUCUUCGGCUAUGAUAGUGGUAUUAUCACCUCCACCAUCGGCCAGACCGGGUUCAUCGAGUACUUCUCCAACCCCAAUGACAAUGUCACUGGUGGCAUCGUUUCCGCAUUCCAGGGUGGGGCAAUUCUGGGCACGAUCAUCAACAUGUUCACAGGCGAUUGGCUGGGCCGUAAGAAGUCUGUGUUUGCUGGCGCUUGCAUCUCAUGCUUCGGGUGCGCUCUGCAGGCCGGAUCCGUCAACAUGACUAUGCUCAUCAUUGGUCGUUUCAUUGCCGGUGCGGCCGUUGGUAUGCUCACGUCAGUCGUACCAAUGUAUGCUGGUGAGAUGGCCGAGGCUGCCAAUCGCGGUAUGAUGUCUGGUCUGUUGCAAUGGAUGUUGAGCUGGGGGUACCUGAUCGCUCAGUGGCUUGGAUAUGGAUGUUCAUUCGUUGAUACAGCUUUUCAGUGGCGUUUUCCCCUGGCUUUCCAGUGCAUUCCUGGUCUUACCCUUGCCUGUGGUGUCUGGUUCCUGAACGAGUCUCCCCGCUGGCUUAUGGAGAAGGAUCGACACGAUGAGGCUCUUGCCACACUCCAGCGCCUCCACGGAGACGGAACACCGGAGAAGGAACAGUACAUUGAGCUUGAGUUCCAAGAAAUUCGCGAGGCUAUCAACGCCGAGCGUGCAUCGACCAAGAUCACCUGGACCUCGAUUCUCACUAAGGCCUCUUGGCGCCGUCGUCUCAUCUUGGGAUGCGCUGUCCAAGCGUUUGGUCCUCUCUCUGGUAUCAAUGUUAUCAACUACUACGGAACCCGUAUCUACGCUUCUCUGGGAUUUGAUACUCAAACUUCUCUCAUGAUCAUCGGAAUCUCCGGAGCUCUGUCAAUUGUAUACUGCACCGGUGGGCUCUGGGCUCUGGAACGAGUGGGUCGCAUCAAGCCUCUCAUUAUUGGAUCUGCGGGAAUGGGCCUCGCCCUGGUCUGCAAUGCUGCCAUGUCACAGCACUAUGAUGAUAGCAACACCAAUCAGCUCCGUGCCAUGGUAGCCAUGAACUUUGUCUUCAGCUUCUUCUAUACCUUUAUUGGAAUUAUCUCAUGGGUCUAUCCCGCUGAGAUCUUUCCUGUGGACAUUCGCAAUCAGGGCAACUCGGUCACUACCUUUACGAACUGGACCAUCAAUCUAGUUUUUGCUCAAUUUUCGCCAACUGCCUUGUCUAACAUCGGUUUCCGUUACUUUUACGUUUUCUUCGUAUUCAACUUGAUCGCCAUGGUUUGCUAUAUGCUCUUCUUCCCGGAGACUAAAGGGAAAACCUUGGAGCAGAUGGAUAUCUUGUUUGGUGACAGUAACGUCCCACUUUCUGCCGAUGAGAAGAUCGCGGAGGUGGAGCAUGCGGAGUAA
This is a messenger RNA of Penicillium odoratum, 1428 nucleotides long. Its product is annotated as sugar porter family MFS transporter. Gene Ontology annotation, biological process: transmembrane transport; carbohydrate transport. Gene Ontology annotation, cellular component: membrane. The coding region runs from base 1 to 1428 and encodes 475 amino acids. Gene Ontology annotation, molecular function: carbohydrate:proton symporter activity. NCBI's taxonomy places the organism in Eukaryota, Fungi, Ascomycota, Eurotiomycetes, Eurotiales, Aspergillaceae. The transcript is spliced from 3 exons. The record is from RefSeq and is a predicted model, not a curated record.